AUGUACAGAAUAGAUGUUUCAGAUUUUUAUGACUUCCAAACAUUCAGAAAUAUGUGUCCAUUUCGAGACUAUAACAAAGCAGUCGAGAAUUUGAAACGUUUAGUCAUUUAUGUCGACUCUGCCCCAGAAUUUUAUGUUAUGAAAGAAUGGGAUGUUGUCUUUAACAAACCAAGAGCAACAAUAGUUUCAGAACAAGAAUGUAGACAGAAACUUAAGAAAAUAAAAGUCGUACAAGUUGGCAUGAAGAUGUUAGAUGCUUGGGAUAUCUUAUUGUCAAAACUUGAAGAUUUUUCAGUUCGUGGUAUAAAGUUUUAUACACCUUCUCCAAACUUCUAUUCUAUCUUCACUGGAUAUAAAUAUGAACAAGUAGAAUGGAAAGAAAAUAUUAUAGAAGCUUGGUUAGACCAUGUCAAAGAAAUUAUAUGCAAUGGAAACGAAAGAGUCUAUGAGUAUAUCUUAUGUUGGUUUGCAAACAUCUUACAACAUCCAAGUGCUAAAAAUGAAACUGCUCUCAUUAUAAUUGGAAAACAAGGAACAGGUAAGAACACUUUCUUUACAGAUAUCUUAUGCAAACUGUUAGAGGGCUAUUCGAACCCGAAUAUGACAAACUUAGAAAACAUCUGUGGCAAGUUUAACUCUUCAAUAGAGAAUAUGAAACUUAUAGUAUGUAACGAACUUCAAAGUAUAGAUACAACAAAAGUUUUGAACUCAGAUGCUUUGAAGAGUCUUAUAACAGACAAAGUUGGAGUUGUUGAAAGAAAAUAUAAAGACCAAAGAGUUUGUGAAAAUGUUGCAAAUUUCAUUAUGGUUUCAAACAAUGCUGUUCCGAUGAA
Molecule: messenger RNA, 833 nt
Organism: Trichomonas vaginalis G3
Lineage: Eukaryota; Parabasalia; Trichomonadida; Trichomonadidae
Exons: 1
Source: RefSeq, a predicted model, not a curated record